UAAUUUAACAUCUACCAUUGCGUCACGCGUUGAAACAGUCGUAACAUACCAACGGUCAAACCUGAAUUCUUCAGAUGGAAUAAAAAAUGUCCGCAAAAAAAACAUGAAAAUGGGGAAUUUUAUAUGCCCUCGGGGUGCCCAACACAUUAUCGCUUUCCUCGCUAUUGAUCGGGGUUUGCAAGCAAACGGCUUACUCUCAGUUACAUCCCCUCCUGCAAACCUUCGCUCGCUGGGUAGUGGUAACGAGUGGUGAGGGCAAUGAAGGGCAUCCGAAUGAAAUUGAUUCGAAGCUGUCGGAAUCUUUAACGCAUUCGAUUGAGAAACUUCCCAGUUUUGCGGUAGAUUUUGCACAGUGCGCACACACAGCAGUGCUUGCCUCGAAAAAAAUAUGGCGCACGGCCAUUCGUUCCCACGUUUCGCGGUCAUUUGCUUGCUUGCAGCAGUAACAGUGUCCGUUAGCAAGGGGCAGGAACUGUUUCCACUGUCCAUCGUACACAUUAACGAUUUUCAUGCCCGCUUCGAAGAGGUCAAUGAGGCCAGUGUCACGUGUGAUGCAACCGAUGGGGAGAAGUGUAUCGGUGGGUACGCACGAACGGUGACGGUUGUAAAGCAGCUGCUUGCCGAGCGACCCAAUCCGAUCUACCUGAAUGCGGGUGAUAAUUUCCAGGGUACGCUGUGGUACAACAUUCACCGGUGGAAUGCCACUUCCACGUUUCUUAACAUGCUUCCGGCUGAUGCGAUGACCAUCGGGAACCACGAGUUUGAUAAUGGCGUGGAAGGAGUUAUACCGUUUCUUGAGACGAUCGAAUCACCGGUGCUGUUGGUGAAUGUGGAUAACAGCAUGGAACCGGAAUUUAACCAGUUUAACAAGAGUCUCGUUCUGGAGCGAUCCGGUCGUCGGAUUGGUGUGAUCGGUGUCAUACUCAGCACUACCGACACCAUCGCUAAUACGGGUGAUUUAAUAUUCGAGGAUGAGGUGGAAACGAUCCGGGCAGAAGCGGAACAUUUGACCAGUCUCGGGUGCGACAUCAUUAUCGUCCUCUCACACUGUGGCAUUGAUGUCGAUCGUUUAAUAGCGGCAAACGUUGGUCCGCUAGUGGAUAUAAUUGUCGGAGGACAUUCACACAGCUUCUUGUAUACCGGCGAUCAUCCUACCAUUCCUAUGAAUCCCGUAUCUGAGUAUCCGACCAUCGUAAAUCAACCGAACGGACAUCGGGUGUUGAUCGUGCAAGCUUCCGCUUAUACAAAGCUUGUAGGUGAUAUCAUCCUAUACUUUGACGAUCAAGGCAUCAUUCAACGAUGGGAAGGAAAUCCUAUCUAUCUCAGUAACGAAGUUGUACCGGAUCCCAAUGUUGCUCAAGCAUUGCUCCCAUGGAAAGUAGCGGUAGAUGAAAUCGGUAACCGUAAGAUCGGUUCGACAGGAGUGGAUCUACAGAAGGCUACCUGUGGAUUUGGGGAGUGUAACUUGGGCAGUUUAAUAGCGGACUCUAUGGUAGCUGCUUUUGUGCCGCGUGCCGAACCAGGCCAAUGGACUUAUGCAGCAGUGGCCGUACUGGCGGUAGGUGGCAUUCGAGUUGGUUUGUUUCGCGGAGAUCUUGCCUUCAAAAAUCUGAUCGAAGUGAUGCCGUUUGAAAAUGCGCUCGUGUGCUUCGACAUGCGCGGCGAUCAUCUGAUCGACCUGAUGGAGUACAGUGUGGAGAAGUCCUGGGAUGAGGAUCGCUUCAAUGGGGCUAAUAUGCUGCAAGUGUCCGGUUUGCGCGUACUGUUCAACGUUACCAAUCCGAUCGGGGAGCGUGUAUUGGCGCUGGAUGUACUGUGCCAUGAUUGUGACGUGCCCAAGUACGAACCGGUGGAACCGUUCCGGAAGUAUCGUGUUAUAACGAACUCCUUCCUGGCUGGCGGUGGCGAUGGAUUUACGAUGUUCGAGCGAUACGGUCAGCGAAAGGUGACUGGACCGGUCGAUAUCGAUGCGUUCGAGGGCUACGUUAGGGAUCAUUCCCCUGUUUUUCAGGGUUUGGAUGGAAGAAUUACGGUUUUAACGUAACUGCGGUUAGUGGCUUUAGAUAGGAUAGUGACUAUUAUUAUACAAAUUAGUACUUCUUCAAUACAACAAAACAAUCGAACGAA
Messenger RNA from Anopheles funestus (African malaria mosquito), 2127 nucleotides. Its product is annotated as apyrase-like. Gene Ontology annotation, cellular component: plasma membrane. The transcript has 3 exons. Bases 389 to 2044 code for a protein of 551 amino acids. Gene Ontology annotation, molecular function: nucleotide binding; 5'-nucleotidase activity; metal ion binding. The record is from RefSeq and is a predicted model, not a curated record. Lineage: Eukaryota; Metazoa; Arthropoda; Insecta; Diptera; Culicidae. Gene Ontology annotation, biological process: AMP catabolic process.